Ochotona curzoniae (black-lipped pika) is the source of this 2365-nucleotide messenger RNA. It is a transcript of the gene RAP1A, whose product is annotated as RAP1A, member of RAS oncogene family. Lineage: Eukaryota; Metazoa; Chordata; Mammalia; Lagomorpha; Ochotonidae. Gene Ontology annotation, cellular component: plasma membrane. The coding region runs from base 113 to 667 and encodes 184 amino acids. Gene Ontology annotation, biological process: cellular response to cAMP; negative regulation of synaptic vesicle exocytosis; Rap protein signal transduction. The transcript has 8 exons. The record is from RefSeq and is a predicted model, not a curated record. Gene Ontology annotation, molecular function: GTP binding; GTPase activity; GDP binding.
GUCGCCGCGCAGAGCCGGAGCCCCGGCCGAGAGGAGGGAGGAGGAGGCGGAGGAGGCGGCGGAGGAGGCGCCGGACCGGGGAGGGAUUGUCAGUAUUUAAACAGACCACACCAUGCGUGAGUACAAGCUAGUGGUCCUUGGUUCAGGAGGCGUGGGAAAGUCUGCUCUGACAGUUCAAUUUGUUCAGGGAAUUUUUGUUGAAAAAUAUGACCCGACGAUAGAAGAUUCCUAUAGAAAGCAAGUUGAAGUAGAUUGCCAGCAGUGUAUGCUCGAAAUCCUGGACACAGCAGGAACAGAACAAUUUACGGCAAUGAGGGAUUUGUAUAUGAAGAAUGGCCAGGGGUUUGCACUAGUGUAUUCUAUCACAGCUCAGUCCACAUUCAAUGACUUACAAGACCUGAGGGAACAGAUUUUACGGGUUAAAGACACAGAAGAUGUUCCAAUGAUUUUGGUUGGCAAUAAAUGUGACCUGGAAGAUGAACGAGUAGUUGGCAAGGAACAGGGACAGAAUUUAGCAAGACAGUGGUGUAACUGUGCCUUUUUAGAAUCUUCAGCAAAGUCAAAGAUCAACGUUAAUGAGAUAUUUUAUGACCUGGUCAGACAAAUAAAUAGGAAAACACCAGUGGAAAAGAAGAAGCCUAAAAAGAAAUCAUGUCUGCUGCUCUAGACCCAUGAUCUGCAGCAGCUCUGAGCCAGAUUACAGGAAUGAAGAACUGUUGCCUACUUGGAAAGUGCCAGCAUUCCAGUCUUCAAAAAAUAAACCUGAAGAGGCUUCUCCUGUUUUAUAUAUUAUGUGAAGAAUUUAGAUCUUAUAUUGGUUUGCACAAGUUCCCUGGAAAAAAAUUUCUCUGUGUAUAUCUCUUGGAAAAUAAGACAAUAGUAUUUCUUUGCAAUAGCAGUUAUAACAGAUGUGAAAAUAAGUAUACUUGACUCUGAUAUGAUUAUACAAAUGAGCAUGGAUGCAUUUCAAAUGUUAGAUAUUGCUACUAUAAUCAAAUGAUUUCAUAUUGCCCUCUGAUCAUGAUUUCCCCAUCAAGCACUAAAAAGUCAAACAUUACACUUUAUAUCUGUAAUGAUAUAGAUGUUGAGAUUUUUCCCUCAGACUCACUGCAGCAGAUAACUUUUUUGAGUCAUUGACUUCAUUUUAUAUUUAAAAAUUAUGAAAUAUCAUCUGUCAUUAUAUUCUAAUUAAAAUUGUGCAUAAUGCUUUGGAAAAAAAUGGGUCUUUUAUAGGAAAAAACUGGGAUAACUGAUUUCUAUGGCUUUCAAAGCUAAAAUAUAUAAUAUACUAAACCAACUCUAAUAUUGCUUCUUGUGUUUUACUGUCAGAUUAAAUUACAGCUUUUAUGGAUGAUUAAAUUUUAGUACAUUUUCAUUUGGUUUGUGUGUUUUUGUUAUUGUUUAGAUUUAAAGUUUUAUUUUAUGACAACCACAUUGUUUUAAAUGCGACAGUAGCUCCUUUCUGCCCAGUGUCUGCGGAACACUUGACGCUACUGACUGGUGAUUCUCUAGGAGUAGACUUCGCUCUCUGUUCCAGAUAUAUUUAUUCCUACAAUACAGUAGAAUACAUCAAACCACAUAGAAUAGUUUUGUAUAUCCUCUCCUGAUCUUAAAGACUGUAUCUUAUUGAAGAAAAUAUCCCACUGUGUAUUAUUUUUAUAUGUAAAAAAGAAAAGUUUAAUACUGUAUCGAGGUUUAACUUUUACUGUUUCAGAUCUUCCACAACUUGUAAUCUCAGCAAGGGAAUCCAUUUUCCAUUGUUAAUGUGUUGGGUGUGAGUCCAUCAAUGAAGUGUUUCAUGUGAAAAUGUUCAAACCUGCUUUAUAAUAGACUGAAGAAUCUGAAAGGGGAGAAAGAUAGAGCACAUAAAAGGGAUGUGUCAAGUUCUUUCUGCUUUGACUAAAUAUGGGAAGAGAUUGCCAAGUUAAACUUGUAGCUUGUAGUGGUGCUUUUCUUUUUCUUCCCAGUUAUUUCCAUAUUUACAAAAGAUAAGUAGGACAUGGACCCAGUGUUACUUGUGUGUGUAGAGCAAACAGCUUGUUAGCCAGCCAGGUGUGCAGAAGGAGAAAGAACAAGCCUAGGAAACCCUGUGCCUUGUCCCCGAGUGUUCAGGAGGAGACGGGUCCUGGAAAAUCUAAAUCACUGCUCAGGGAUUCAGACACUGUCUCGUUGCAACCAGGUGUGAAGAAGUGUUCACGCCUUGCUGAGAUUGUCCAGGAGUGUGGUCAGCCGGCUGCUCAGUUACUGAAUCAGUUUAAAAUUCAGCUCUCAAAUGUAAGCUCUGACCAACCUGAGAAAUGUUACAAUGUUUUUAAAAGUGGAAAUUGUAUUAUUUUGAGUUUCUAAUAAACGUAAUUACCUAACA